Pocillopora damicornis (cauliflower coral) is the source of this 990-nucleotide messenger RNA. RefSeq lists its product as uncharacterized. The record is from RefSeq and is a predicted model, not a curated record. NCBI's taxonomy places the organism in Eukaryota, Metazoa, Cnidaria, Anthozoa, Scleractinia, Pocilloporidae.
AUGAGCAUCGUGUUCGGAGGACGUGAGGCCUCCCCGGCCCACUUCAAAUCGGGAGUGGUUGAAGAUAGUGCUUUAGAUCUUUUUACAGUACCACCUACCAACAUCACUUACAAUGGAUACCGCAUCGUGGAAAUCAAUCCGACCAGUGAAAGUAUUACCCCUAUAGAAUUCGUGAUACCAGGCAGCCGCGAAUAUAUCGAUUUUAGUCGAGGUUAUUUUCGUAUGGAUUUGAUUCUGAAAAAAACCGACGGAGGAAAUCUGGCUGCUGCAUCGCAACGAUGGUUGGCUCCAAACGCAUUUCACGCCAUCAUCAAACAACCUUCCAUCUACGUGAAUGGGACUCUGACCACCGAACAAACAGACACCUACGCUUAUAAAGCAUAUCUGGAAACCAUACUCAAUUAUGGAACAGAAGAUGAGGAAACGAUUCUCAGACCUCAAGGAAUGCUUAUACCAGGAGUCGAUCUCAAAAUGAGUUUUACACUCAACGAUCCUAAAUUCUUCAUGAACGGACUGGCUGCAGUGGCCACCAAAGUCAGGUUACAAGCCGCUAGACUGCAGAAAAAUCUGGAUGUGUAUUACCCCACCGUCAGAUCAGAAAUCAGGACCUACACCUUGCAAAACAAUCACACUAACUUUGAAGCUACAGACGUGUUCAAUGGAAGAGUCCCGGACCGCGUGGUGGUGGGAUUAGUCUAUCAAGAUGCUUUCUCAGGCAAUUACGCAUACAAUCCUUUCAAUUUCCCAAAAUUCGAUGUCAGUAGUAUCAAACAGAUUGUGGAAGGGGAAGAGUACCCGUAUCAACCUUUGCAACUUAUUGCAGACAACGGUCAAUAUGACAUGUCAGGGUAUCACAGACUUAUCAGUGCCAAGUGUUCAGCCUACCGAGGAAAAUGUAUGUCAAACCAGAACAUUGGGGAGACGAUCAACAUACCACAUUAUACAUGUGGGAUAAUGUCGCCUCUGGAUGUGCAGACAGUGUACAAUUGA